AUGGGUGUUGAAAACUUGCAUGCUGGACUUGUCAAGAUGCAAAGCUCAAGGCCCACCACGAACUCUGGAGGAGAGGGAACAGAUCCUGCGAUGAACCCACGAGAGUCGGAUCCAGAAAACGAUCAGAGUCAUACUUCUUCCUCCCAGAGCUCCGAGCCCGAGGAACCUGAAGAAACCAACGAAAGACGGCGUCUCGAGCGAAUUCUCCUGGAUCAAUACUUACAGGACGAAGAAACCGACAGCAAUUUCAUUAAAGUCAAAAGCACAACAAACGAACUCAUUCGUGAAAGUUCUCGUACAAAUACAUUGGGGAGUGCUCUAUGGCUCGCAAGUACACUUGGUCUCAAGAGAUCAAUGGAAGUAAUGAUCAAUGAGAUAAGAAAAGAUUUUAGGGAAUAUCUCUCCGAUAUACUCAAUUGGUGCAACAAACAACAUGACAACUCGACCCCAUUGCAUGUGGCAUGCUUCUAUGGAAGUUCGGAUGUUGUUACGUUACUUAUCAGUCAUGGGGCAAACAAAGAGGCGUGUGAUGGAAAAGGAAGGACUCCUCUACACACAGCUGUUCUAGAGUCUGAGUCGGAGAUCAUCAAGCUUCUUCUCGACCAAAACGCGGAUAUUCUAGCUCAAGAUAAUGAAGGCCAGACACCUUUGAUUAUGGCAAUCAAAAACGAAGACAUGAGCUGUGUGAACACCCUGCUUGACAUCAAGCCGCAACGCAAACAACGGUAUAAGCCUCACAGUCAACAAAAAUCAGCAUUUCAAUGGGCUAUCGAGAUCAGAUUCACGCAAGGAAUUGUUAAAAUGUUCGAAGACCCAUCGGAUCACCCGGACGAUGAGGAUGUAUCCAAGGCCGCGAACGAGUUGCUGGAACACGCAGUGUAUACCGAAGACGACCUGGAUGACCAAGCGGAAAAGGUCGUGAAGUUCCUUCUGCAAAAGAAUUCUUCACCCCCCAAGGGUUCUAAAGACCUUGGAAAUCUCAAGAAAUAUCUAUCAUGGGCUGCAGAAAGACACGGCAGACACCGUAUUGCCAAACUUCUUCUGCAGCAAAAUGAACGGGGGUCCUCAGAUAACUCGGCUAUUGAGAUGGCCGCACGUCAGAGAGAACCUCAAAUACUCUGGUCACUUAUCGCGGCCUCCCCUCGAGACUCUGAAACCAUCAAUCAAGUCAGUGCGGCCCUCAAACACUUCAAGAGGAAAUAUCGCAAGGUGGAUGCUACCGGAGGCACCACCGCCAGCACCGACAGGAAACUUCUGAAUGCGAAAGAUCCAAAAAUCAUUCAUAUUCUUCAUAACCCACCAAUGGGACUUUUAUUCGGCGUACACGGGAAGAAUGAUUCGAAAGUUUCAUAUCCCGGAUUGGAUGAGAUUGAAUCUAUGAGACAAUUUGACGAUGCCAUCGUCGCUGAAUUCUAUGGCGGCCGCGAUGUGCCUAUUCAGAGCGCCCACAAUGUUUACGAUGUCGUCUACGAGAAAGGGCCAAUGAAUCUUCUACUCGAGGCAAAAGAGCUUUCAAAAUUAUACGCAAAACGCGAGCAACCCACGGCUGCCAAAUUCAUCUGGGUACACCUACCCGCAACCAAUGAUCUGUCAUCAAAGCUCAUGGAUGGAGAGGAAAUUCGCAGCGAUGAAGAGACCACAGACGUCAAAUCAUUUCUGCGGACCUCGUGGUUCCAGAUUCCAGAUCAAUCCUCCAAGACUCGUAUCAUGAGACCGCAAUUCAUAGAGAGAUCAAAUCUGUCAGCUUCCAAGACGCGAGACGAGAAUAUAGACACGGAUGUCCCAGCUGAAGCUCCACACAUUCACGAAUCAUCGGUCGGCGAGGACACAAAAGACGAGGGGAGAGUUGUUGUGGGAAAAGACACGCAAGGGGUUGAGAAACAAAAGCAGUCUCCCUUCGUUGCCAGCUCUGCUGUCUAUAUGCCAUUUCUAGCUUUCUCAACGCUCACUGGCACAAUGAAGAGCGAAGACCGGAAAGAAGACGAGAAUUGGCCAGUUCUCAGCAAAAUCGCAGAGCGACGAAUAGAUGAGAUCGGAGGAAAAUAUCGCAAUCUGAUUGACAAGUACGAUGGAAGUCAAACUGUCCACGGCUGUGCGACUCUUGAUGAAGCAUACUAUCAUUUUUCACCAGAAAUGGGUGAACCUGGAGUCGCAACAGACUGCAUAUCUCGUAACAGAAGUCAAGUCGUUACCAAGCACUUUUUACGGCGCAGCAACAAAAGCUUACCCACAAACGAUGCACCUGACACCGAUAAGACAUAUUGGCCGAUUCUUCGAGUAAAUCAGAUCUGGAUCUGGACUAUUGCGAACAAGUGGCUGAUAAGCGCCACAUCACACCAACCUGAUGACUACGAACAGUCCUGGAUCGAUGGCUUUAUUCAGCAUUUGAACCAACGAUUAGCCACAGGUGGUACUCAACCUCAACCAGCGACGACUUCGGAGAUGAUUAAAGUCAUGGUUGACUACUGUAUAGGGUUCUAUGAAAGAAGGCGAGUUUGGGAAGACCUGACGCCAAAGACUGACACGCAGAAAGAUGAUGAGGCUGAGAAGCUGUCAAUGCGACAGAUCUUCUCAAAUCAUAUAAAUUUCAUUGGACGAAGAGAAACAAACCUGUUUGAGGAGUUUCGCCGAGAAGUAGGCGGGAAAUCGGAUAUCAGCACACAGGUGAAGGUGGCCAAGGAUGCAAUCCUCGACGCUGAGAAAUUACUCAGUGAAAUAAAAGAUGUUCGCGACGAACUAAACAUCCUAAGAUCAGUUGUGAACCACCAGAACACUGUCCAACGCCAGAUCUACAACAAAACUUUAAGUGGUUCAAAUCUCUCUUCGCGCUUCAUUUCCCAUGAUAUCGAGGACAUGGAGAGUCACGCUGCCAGGAUCCAAUCAGCUGUCGAUUCAACACUGUCUCUUUCCGGAACCCAGAUUGCAAAUUUUCAGGCAGAAGAAGCUGCACGGCAAGGAAAGUCUUUGAUGCUUUUCACCAUCUCUACAAUUAUCUUUCUCCCAUUAUCGUUUCUGACCUCUUUAUUCGCUCUGGACAUUGAGUCGUUCCAAAAUGUACCUGGUUGGGUGUUCGGGGUCAUAUUCGGCGGCUCUCUGAUCUUCACGGUUGUGCUCGCGACGCUUGCUCUGUACUGGGAGUCAAUGUGGAAAAAUGUUCUGGAUCCCAGUCCUUCGGAUGACAAAUCCGGUCGUAGUAUCUCAAUGCGAUCGAUCAAGGAUUCAAUAUCGCAAAUGAACAAACAAAACCAGCCUGAUUCAGGAAAUGCCAAGCUCAGCACAGGCGCUGCGACAUUCAAUCGAAAAACAAAAAAUCAGGGCAUAAAAAAUCAGGGAAGACUUCGCAGGUCAGAUGAAGAAUGGAAUGCUGGAGUUGCUGGAUCGGAAGUUCAAUGA
Molecule: messenger RNA, 3393 nt
Organism: Pestalotiopsis fici W106-1
Lineage: Eukaryota; Fungi; Ascomycota; Sordariomycetes; Amphisphaeriales; Sporocadaceae
Exons: 9
Coding region: 1-3393 (1130 amino acids)
Biological process (GO): metal ion transport; transmembrane transport
Cellular component (GO): membrane
Molecular function (GO): metal ion transmembrane transporter activity; protein binding
Source: RefSeq, a predicted model, not a curated record